Messenger RNA from Aspergillus homomorphus CBS 101889, 825 nucleotides. Its product is annotated as MIP/aquaporin family protein. The record is from RefSeq and is a predicted model, not a curated record. The transcript is spliced from 3 exons. Lineage: Eukaryota; Fungi; Ascomycota; Eurotiomycetes; Eurotiales; Aspergillaceae. Gene Ontology annotation, biological process: transmembrane transport. Gene Ontology annotation, molecular function: water channel activity. Gene Ontology annotation, cellular component: plasma membrane. The coding region runs from base 1 to 825 and encodes 274 amino acids.
AUGCAGGACACAAAUCACUUCCCAGAUGUCGAACAGCAACCCCCACCGGGCAACAAUGAGCAGAGUCAGAGCCAGAUCCACAGACGCAGAAAGGCCUUGAAAAACCACUUGCUCGCCGCGUCCAGCGAGUUCGUGGGAACUGUUCUGUUCCUGUGGUUUGCGUUUGCCGGCACGCAAGUGGCUGCGAUGAACAGCGACAAUGAUACCUUAAGCCCUCAAAGCCUCCUCUAUAUAUCGCUGAGCUUCGGUAUGUCACUCCUUGUGGUCGCCUGGGCUUUCUAUCGAAUUUCUGGCGGGCUCUUCAACCCCGCGGUGACAGUGGGUCUGACUCUGUCCGGCGCGAUGCCAUGGCUGCGGGGCGUUUUCCUGCUUCCUGCGCAGAUCCUAGGGGGCAUCGUGGCCGCUGCACUGGUGUCAUGCAUGUUCCCCGGCCCUAUCUCCGUUUUCCAGACGCGGUUAAAUGCCAGCACCUCAAUCACCCGCGGACUCUUCAUCGAGAUGUUCCUGACGACCCUGCUUGUUUUUACCAUCUUGAUGCUUGCCGCAGAGAAGCAUAAUGCCACUUUUAUGGCCCCAGUGGGAAUUGGAUUAGCCUUGUUCGUCGCCGAGCUGGCCGGAGUCUACUUUACCGGCGGCUCUUUGAAUCCGGCAAGAUCGUUUGGACCUGAUGUGGCAGCCGCCAGCUUUCCAGGCUACCACUAUAUCUACUGGAUCGGGCCUCUCAUGGGUGCACUCCUGGCGGCGGGCUAUUAUCGCUUUGUAAAAGCUUUUAAUUAUCCAGAGGCAAAUCCUGGUCAGGAUGCAACAGAUCCAAAAGACGAGUAG